Molecule: messenger RNA, 1205 nt
Organism: Aphis gossypii (cotton aphid)
Lineage: Eukaryota; Metazoa; Arthropoda; Insecta; Hemiptera; Aphididae
Exons: 6
Coding region: 79-1041 (320 amino acids)
Source: RefSeq, a predicted model, not a curated record
UAACAAAAUGUUAAAAUAAUGAUAUCUAAAUUAAAAUAAAAAGUCUCAUUUUUUAAAAUUAUUGUUGUAUGGUGGAAAAUGUUUAUAAAUAUGUUUAAGAAAAAGCCAGCUAUAAGAAACUCUUCUGAAUCGUCGCACACGAGUAACUUGAGUGAUGGGGUAUCGGGUGAUCAUCAAGUGAUAGGAAAGCCUCGAGAAGCGGUCGUCCAGGACGAUGCGUCACUAUGGGAUUGCAGAGAUCGAAUUUUGUUGAGUGUACGAAAGAUAAAGACCAAAGAUCAGGUCGAGAAAGAGAUCGAUAAAGAUAAAUCGAAUACGCGACUUGAAGAAGCACCUAUAAUUGUCGAGGAAUUUCAGUCUGACAUCACAUCAACUAACCUAAAGGUUAGUGUUUCGAGUCAGACAAGUGAUCAGUUAAUGGGCACGGUGGUUACGUUUAAAUCGAUGGCUGAUAAGAGCCAACAGAUGAGCAGCGAAAGCUGCGUAAAACGUGUUGAAAAAAAUACGAUACUUUUGCCUGUGAUUGAACCAAAUAUUAUUGAAUCGGACGAAAGUUAUACGUCAACGGAAGAAUACAGCACAAAUAGCUCUAUAGUGCACAAGUCGUGUCAAUUGCAAACGAGUACAAAAUUUCCAAAACACUUGAAUUGGAUACUCUCACCAUCAUAUUGUAGUAACAGCACGUGCCACUGGUAUCCGUGUGACGAGAACAUAGUGCCUGUACACAAAAUCGCGUUCGCCGUGAUGGUGCUUACCAGUCUAGUACUCAAGACUCGACAGUGGUUAGAAAGAUGCUUGCAAUACACCAAUCAUCAAGUUGUCACACAAAGAUCCGAAACCCAAUUUAGUAUUUUAAAGGAGUUUACAAAAUUAUUCACCCCUGAAAAAUCAACAUUCGUGAAUACGCCACUUACGAUUGAGAACCUAUUACACUUGAAUUGGAUUUCAGACUGUGCGCCGCCGUUGUCGAGACGAAGUAUCUGUCGUUUUAAAAAAAUUUUGAAGUUCGUGCGUCAAAUUGCCGUAGAGCGAAGAAAAUGAAAGUAGAAGUGAUGACAAUGAUGACUGCGGUGGGCUUUCGUUGACAGAUCAAAAUUGAGAUAUUCAAAAAAAAAUAUUGCAAGAUGAUAAAGAAAAAAUUAGUUUAAAAACGUUUUAAUUAUUUUUACUAUAGUACCUAUAAUAAUAAAACGAACAACACAGAA